Messenger RNA from Protopolystoma xenopodis, 489 nucleotides. The record is from the annotation of a GenBank genome assembly. Lineage: Eukaryota; Metazoa; Platyhelminthes; Monogenea; Polystomatidea; Polystomatidae.
AUGACCGCAGUCGUCUGCUCCGCCUACAGCCUCACGUCCGGCUUCAUGGCCUGCCGACUGACGCGAGGAGACGAGCCGAACAUGUACCAGUCGAAAGCCUACCAGAUGAGCGUCAACCCCAUCCUCUUCCUGCUCUCCUACGCGCUCGGCUUCGUGCUGCCCGUCUCGGGCGGCGCUGUGCUCUACCGACACAUUCUGGACGAGCUGGAGCAGAACAAGAACCCCAACUAUCGAAAGGCCUUCCGCGAGUUGAGGAUGACCGGCCUGUUGGACGUCUGUCUCUUCGGCGGCACGCAACUGGGACUGGUCGUCAGGGACAGCCUCGAGAUUGCGUUCAUCUUGGACGUGCACGACGAGGCCAGCAAGCCGUACCAGUGGGCAAUGUGCUUGUCGCUGCUCUACCCAGUGCUGUAUCCUCUCUUCUCCGUCUGCUCAAGGUCGCAUUACCAACUCAAGUCGGCCAGAGAGGUCUGCAAGAGUAGAGAUUAA